AAGUAAAUAGAGCGCGAUAAUGGCAUCGCAGAGUCAGAGCGUCAAUGUCACCUCGCCUGGCACCACGUCGGCGACGACGAUGUCGACGACGGCGAUGUCGACGACGGCAAACGGACCACCGUCGACAUCGAUGCCGUCGCCGGGCUCUACCGUCCUGACCAGCGCGGCCACUAUCUCAGCCGCGAAGGCGCAGACCCUCGCCGCUGGUACUCAACCUUCACAGUUGCAAUCCCAGCAGCAGCAGCAGCCACAGCAUGCCAAUAACAUCGAGCCACUGGAUAAGAAUUCCUCUAAUACUUUAAAGCGCAAUCCAAAGAUGGAGCUGAGCAAAACUGAUUUGUUGAAGUUGCUGGGAUAUCUGGAAGGCGAGCUCCAAGCGAGAGACAUAGUGAUAGCGGCAUUAAAAUCAGAGAAAAUGAAACACCUUCUAAGUUCUCGAUAUCUUAGUAGUACUGCAGAUCCACAUGCGGCAUUAGCUCGCGAUAUUGCGAUAGUAGGUGGUGUGAUUGGUGUUGAAGGAAGUCAAAUUGAUCAACAAGUCGCUAGUUUAGAAGCGCUGGUGACGCAGCAAAGAAAGGCGCAAUGUAGAAUGACUAAAGUUCUUAGGGAUGCUGAAAUUAGGCAUAGAGCGGUAAUUAAAGAAUUAGAAGAAGAAAAACGAAAACACGAACAUGAUACUGCUCAGGGCGACGAUAUUACUUACGGUCUUGAAAAAGAGCGGACAAGAUUAAAGAAGGAAUUAGAAUUAGAGAAACAGGAAAAGAAAAGAUUAGAAAUGGAAUUAAAGAAGAUCAACGACCACCUCGAAGAGGAAAAGAGUCGACAAAAGCAGAUAGUAUUACUUCUCUUAGCGGAACGUAAAAAGAUCAUUAUGAAAUACAUUGAGGAGAGAAAACGAUCUGAGGAUUUAGCUCAAAUACUCAGUGAAGAAAAGGUAAGGAUAGACUCGAUGGCUGAGGGCCUCGAGGAGGAGAGUAAAAAAUCACUACAGAUGGAAGCGGAGUUGGAGAAACAAUUAGCGCAAUUUGAUAUGGAAAGACAGCAAUAUCGGCAAGCUCUCGCGAAAGAGGAAAAAAGAGCGAAAGACUUCGAAACGGAGUUGGAAAAAUUACGAGUCGAGAUGGACUCAUGGAAGGAGUCGCAGGCUCGCGGUCCUGCCAGGGGAGUUGGUGUAACUCCACCACCGCCACCCGCAAAACCAGCGAAUUUGGUUGCCAUGCCGACACUCAGGUCGACUAGUGCUCCGCAAACAAUGAAAGGAGCAGUUUUGGGUACAGGGACACCUAUGGUUAGUAGUAAAGUUGUUCAACCCACUGCAACAGUGUCUAGUGUUCCUGUCAGUGGACCAACGACUGGAAUUGCUAGAUCUGUAACACCGGGACAGGCACUUCGCGGAGUUGCAUAUACGCCUAAUUUAACAUCUGUGGGUGGAGAGUCUACAGCUCCUUCAGAUACGCAGGCGGUAGACAAGCGACAGCCGAUUGUACCUGCGCCCGUUAGUUCCGCGGCCGCCGCCGCGGCUAAGCUUAUCACGUCGUCGCAAGCCGCCGUCGCCGCUGCAGGGAAGCUCGGCUUUCACGUUGGCCAGUCUUCAAGUUCUGCCGCCAGCCCCGCUGUUCAAGCGUCCGGUGCCGCUGCCGCUGGUGGUGGUGGUGGUGCUGGUAGUGGUGGUGGCGGCGGUGGUGGUGGCGGUGGUGGUAUUCUACCCGCGAAAAAACCGUCGAUCUCGCGCGGCGUGCCGCCCCCGGUACCACCGAAUAAGCCAGUGGUACCGCCGAAAAAGGAGGCGGCUGCUUACCUCCGAAGACCGGAAUUGCAGUCGCAAAGCGGAUCGCAGCAGGAUACCGCUAAGUACGGUAAGCAGGUGGCCCCGUCGCAUGGUGCGGCGAGCACAGCGGCGACCGGAACCGCUCAUCCCAUGCAGGCGCAGCAUCCACUUCCGACGAGCACCACCCAGGCUGCUGCCGACGAAGAGGUCAGUAAUAAGAAGGCGGGAUCGAGAUAAACUAGAUUAACGGAAUGAUCGUUACACACUUAUAAUAGGAUAAGGAUGCACCCGUUAAAGAUUCUAACAGACGUGUAAUAAAUAAGU
Molecule: messenger RNA, 2092 nt
Organism: Pogonomyrmex barbatus (red harvester ant)
Lineage: Eukaryota; Metazoa; Arthropoda; Insecta; Hymenoptera; Formicidae
Gene: Naus
Product: cortactin binding protein N-terminal like nausicaa
Source: RefSeq, a predicted model, not a curated record